Melitaea cinxia (Glanville fritillary) is the source of this 1033-nucleotide messenger RNA. It is a transcript of the gene CPR68, whose product is annotated as cuticle protein 19.8-like. Bases 16 to 951 code for a protein of 311 amino acids. Gene Ontology annotation, cellular component: extracellular matrix. The record is from RefSeq and is a predicted model, not a curated record. Lineage: Eukaryota; Metazoa; Arthropoda; Insecta; Lepidoptera; Nymphalidae. The transcript has 2 exons.
UGUUGAAAAAACAAAAUGGUCUUCAAGUUCGUGGUCAUCUCUUGCCUGCUAGCUGUAGCCUACGGUAGCGUAGCGCCUGCAGCAAUUGCGGCGACUCCAGUUGCCUACACAGCUCCUGCCGUUGCAGCUAGAUUAGAAGAAUUCGACCCAUUACCACAGUACAGAUUUGGAUAUGAUGUAGCAGAUUCUCUUACUGGAGACUAUAAGAGUCAGCAGGAAGAGCGUAACGGUGAUAUUGUCCAGGGACAAUAUUCAUUAGUGGACCCUGAUGGUACUCGUCGUAUCGUUGACUACUCAGCUGACUCUGUCAAUGGAUUUAAUGCAGUUGUACGCAAGGAACCCCUCGUAGCUCCCGCUGUUGUAGCCGAACCUGCAGUUGUACCUGCUCGCUUGGCCGCUGCUCCCGCUGUUGCUCCGGCUUCUGCAGUAGUCGCUGCUCGCUACGCCUAUGCUGCCACUCCCAUUGCGGCACCUGUUGCAGCACCUGUUGCUAGAUACGCUGUAGCCCCUGUUGCAGCUCCUCUUAAGGCUGCACCUGUAUUUGCAAGAUAUGCCACUGCUCCUGUAGCUACAGCCCAAUACGUUGCCGCCCCUGCCGCUCCAGUGUUUAAUGCACGAUACACCACCGGUCCCUUUGUAGCUCGAUAUGCUUCUCCCGUAGCGGCUUACACUGCCCCAGUAUCAGCUGCGUAUACAGCUAGUUAUACCGCCACCGGUCCAUUUGCUGCUUACACUGCAGCCCCAUUUGGCGUGACUUACACUGCCGCUGCUCCAGCUGCCGCAACUUAUACUGCCGCUGCUCCAGCACGUUUUGCUCUACCAGCUGGCUACGCCGCACCAGUAGCCGCAGCCCCUGCCCGUCUUACUGCCGCUGCUCCCGUAGCAAGAGUUGCAUCUCCUGCACCGGCCAAAAUAGUUGAAGCUACUGCCGCUGGUUAUCGUUACCCUUGAAAGAUAUAUGAUAGAGUUGAUGACUCAUUUUUUUUAAAAGACGGUAUUUGUACAUAGCUAAAUAAAAUUAUUAUUUUGUCUA